Messenger RNA from Jaminaea rosea, 1773 nucleotides. RefSeq names its product calcium-dependent phosphotriesterase. The record is from RefSeq and is a predicted model, not a curated record. The transcript is spliced from 2 exons. The coding region runs from base 119 to 1729 and encodes 536 amino acids. Lineage: Eukaryota; Fungi; Basidiomycota; Exobasidiomycetes; Microstromatales.
CUCGCGCUUGUUUCUCCUAACCAUCAAGAUCAUCAAGCUCAUCUACAAGUGCAAGUGCAUCUACGCAAGUGAGCUCAAGAACAUUCAGCUGGCGCUCAUAUUCAUACCGUGUAUCAAGAUGGCGCCAAUAAAGAAGCAGCAAGGUGGCGUCUCGCAAGGCGGCAGGUCUACUACCCUCAAGGCGGCAUUGAGCGGGGCCGCCGUUGCGGCUGGCGCCAUCGCUGUACUUGGAGUCGGCGCUAAGCAGUUCAUCGUAUCGAGCGAUCCCGGGACGAGGAUGCUCUCCGGCGACGGAUCCCUCUUGGCUACUGUCAGCGGUCUCUUUCGUUCCUCCGCAGCGCGUGAGGCUCUCGAAGACCUCUCGCAGCCGGCUCAUUGGGUGCGCUACUUGCCCGUCUCCACUCACCCGACCAGCAAGAACGAAGAGCCCGUCCCCCAGCCUGUCAAGCCAUUGGGCGCUGGUCCUCACGUGUACACUCAUGUGCAUCACGUCGAUCCGCGAGAUCUGGCCUACAUCCCGCCUGGCACGAAGUCGCGCAAAUUCUCUGAGGCAUUUGUGCCGCAUGACGGCGCAGGCAGACAGGCUGGCAAUGUGACUAUCCCUGCGGCUGAGCAAACACACUUCCAAGUGUACGACCGCAAGCGCGGAGACAGCCUACUGGGAGGCAAGCCAAGGAUCACCCUGCUAGCCAAGUCCCCGAACACUUCUUAUCACUUCGCGCACGAAGCACCUGUCUGGCUGCCUGGGUCGGACAGCAUCUACUGGUGUUCCAACGCAGGAGCGGGUGGGUCCGACUUGCAUCGCAACAAUGUCGUCUACAAGUUCCGGCAUAGCCUCUCCAAGACAGCUGUCCGAGCAUCGCGGGGUCAAGCAUCUUAUAAGGAGGACAUAGAGGAGGUGCCCAUCGAUUCACCCGAGGUGCAAAUGACCAACGGUGGAACAAACUACGGUCCAAACCUCCUGCUGUUCGCCAAUCAAGGACGUGGCCCCUCCAUGCCUGGCGGUCUGACCCUAGUCACCACUCCUGAAGGGGGCAAGAAGCCACGCGUCAAGACUCUAGUGAACAAUGUCCGCUCCAAGCACUUCAAUGCCCCGAACGAUGUGGUCGUUCACCCGACGACCGGUCAAAUCUUCUUCACGGACGCCCUCUACGCCCAAUUGCAGCACUUCAAGGAUAAGGCGGACCUCCCAACUAUGCUCUGGGCCUUUGACCCGCCGAGCGGACGGCUGGCCCCGCUCGAAACUAACGGGGUGGACAUGCCUAACGGGCUAUGCUUUGAUCCUGAGGGCAAGAAACUCUACGUCACGGAUACGGCUGCAGUCUUCGGUGCUCGAUAUGCCGCUCGAGCGGACGUAGCGCAUAGGGUCAUCUACGUCUUUGACGUGGUCACCGAGGAAGACGGUGACGUUACGCGCCACUUCCUGGCCAACCGCCGCGUCUUUGCACACGUUGACACGGGCAUCGCCGAUGGUAUCAAGACGGAUGACGCAGGCAAUGUCUAUGCUGGCACUGGGGAUGGCAUUGAUGUUUGGUCGAGCAAGGGCACGCAUCUCGUCAAGAUCUUUUUGCCUUGGGGAGGAGCGCCUAACUUUGUGCUUGCGGGCAAGGGGAGGAUCGUUGCCCUGAGCGACGUGCGCAUCUGGCUCAUUGAGAUGGAUGAAGAGGUGCGCGACCCUGGCCUUGCACAGCGACCUGCGAAGGCGAUGAGGGUCGCGUUUGAUGACUAGGCGCCGUCCUAGCCCGAUGCCGCAACCGCAAAGAGGCAUAGCUU